Molecule: messenger RNA, 2833 nt
Organism: Quercus lobata
Lineage: Eukaryota; Viridiplantae; Streptophyta; Magnoliopsida; Fagales; Fagaceae
Exons: 8
Coding region: 385-2757 (790 amino acids)
Cellular component (GO): membrane
Molecular function (GO): protein binding
Source: RefSeq, a predicted model, not a curated record
UGUCACUAAUUUCAUCAAAAGCCAAAUUGACUCCUAUAAUGUUGCACAAUUAAUUGCACUGUUUGUUUAUUUUCGUUCCAGUUUCUAUUAGUUUGUGUCUUUCUGAUUGGCAGGCGGCGGCAAAAGUUUUUUUCCUGAUCCUUUUUUUAAAUACUAACUACAAACUUCAAGACGAGAUAGUCUUAAUCUACAAGCUACAAAUAUGCUAGCAAAAACUGCAGCAUGUGGAAGAAACUUUCCUUUAGAGUGUAGUGUGUUUCUUUAUGGCACUAGCACAGACUCGGUCUCUAGUAUAAUAUAUCAAUACGCAAGUCCCAGUUUCACCCAUCUUCUACUCAUCUAACUCCACUCAUUUCCUGUCCUCCUUUGUUACUGUUAGAAAAAAUGGCUUCCUCCUUAGACCAACUGAAUCCAGACAUGGAGAGCAUCAAGAAAUAUUUGUUUAAAAUGGCCAUGAAAGGCGAAUGGGGUAGCGUGGUUGAAAUAUAUAGGACAAAUGCAAUGGCCCACACGGCUAAGCUCACCAGGUCAGGGGACACAGCAUUACACAUUGCUGUCUCCGAUAGCCAAGAAGACAUAGUCCAAGAACUUGUAGAAUGUAUUUCCACUCACCGAAAAGGCAAAGAGAACGAGGUUCUUGAAAUUGGAAACGAGCAAGGGAAUACUCCUCUCCAUAUUGCUGCAUCGAUAGGGAGUGUGGCUAUGUGUCAGUGCAUUGCAGAAUUUGAUAAAUCGUUGGUGGGUGCUCGUAAUCACGACAAAGAGACCCCUUUUUUCUUGGCAGUUCUUUAUGGUAAAAAAGAAGCCUUUCUUUGUCUUCACCAUCUCUGUGGUACCAAGAAUGGCUAUGAAUAUUCAAGGAGGAUGGAUGGUGACACUAUUCUUCAUUGCGCUAUCUCUGGAGACUAUUUUGAUUUGGCAUUUAGAAUAAUUCACUUGUAUGACAAACUAGUUAACUCUUUCAAUGAGCAAGGAUGGACCCCUCUUCAUUUAUUAGCGAGCAAGCCUUCUGCUUUCAGAAGUGGUAGCCACCUUGGACGAUGGUAUAAAAUGAUUUAUCAUUGUAUCUUUGUUGAUGAGCUCAAGAAGGAACCAUCUGAUGACCAUCCAACGGGACCAAAUAACAAUCUCAAUCACCAAAAGAAGAAGAAGUAUCCAGAGAAUUACAGAACAUGCAUCAACUUCUGGAAAUUAAUGUAUUGGAAUGUGGAUUUACUCAUCAACUUCCUCCAGUGGUUUUGGAAUGUGGUUACAGGUGCUCUAAAAAAGAUGCAGCGAACAGAUGCACACACCUUUGAUGAAAGAUCACAGGGCACAGCAGAUAAUAAUAGUGGAGUACCAACAGACGUUGAGAACCCUAAAGGAGGUAAUCAAGGAUCCAAUACUACCAAUGGGGCUCAGGGGCAUAUACUGUUUCCAGCUAAUUAUGGCACCUGCUUUGAGUUUGUCAAGUUUGCAUCUAAGGCAAUGCUAGUCAUUUUGGGACUAGGAUCUACUGUGAUAAGAAAGAUAGAAGAGAAGAAACAGAAGCACACAUGGGCAGUUCAGAUCAUGAACGAACUUCUACGAUCUACUUCAACAUACGAAUAUGAUGACACAGCGGGGACAAGCCCCAUGGCAGGAACAGUAGCCCCAACAGAUAGUGAUCCGACAAAGCCUUAUGCUGUUAGUGAUGGCGGCACUGUCAACUUUGCAGGCGAAGGCUCCAUGUUAGAUCCAGAAGCUCUGACAACUGAUACUGUGGGAGUGGGAACUAAACCAGAAGAAAAAAACAGGGUAACUGGCGGUACCAAUAAUACAAUCGAAGCAGCGAACAAGGAACCCCCAGCAAAGAAGGAGUCUCCCAUAUUAAUUGCAGCAAAGAAUGGUAUCACUGAAAUUGUGGAGAAUAUCCUGGAACAUUUUCCAGUUGCCAUACAUGACAUGAAUGAACACAAGAAGAAUAUAGUGCUGUUGGCGGUGGAGAACAGGCAACCACAUGUAUAUCAACUUCUGCUACGAAGAAAUGUUCGGACAGAUAGCGUAUUUCGGAGAGUGGAUAACAAAGGGAAUAGUGCCUUGCAUCUUGCGGCAAAGCUUGGAGACAAUAAGCCUUGGCUAAUUCCAGGAGCAGCAUUGCAAAUUCAAUGGGAAAUCAAGUGGCAUGAGUUUGUGAAGGAAUCCAUGCCCUUCCACUUUUUCCCCCGCCAAAACAAGGAUGGAAAGACCUCCAGAGAGAUAUUCACCGAAACCCACAAGAAGCUUGUCGAAGAUGGCAGUCAGUGGCUAACAAGCACCUCUAAUUCAUGCUCCGUAGUCGCUGCACUCAUUGCAACCGUGGCCUUUGCCAGCUCCACCACAGUUCCCGGAGGCGUCAAGCAAGAAAGUGGCACUCCAACGCUCGAAAACCAGCCUGCAUUUGAUGUCUUCGCCAUAUCAUCACUCGUCGCACUUUGCUUCUCCGUCACGGCCUUGGUCAUGUUUCUCUCCAUCUUAACAUCUCGAUACCAAGAGAAGGAUUUUGGGGGAGACCUACCAAGGAAGCUUUUGCUAGGUUUAACAUCAUUGUUCGUUUCAAUAGCUUCCAUGUUGAUUGCCUUUUGUGCAGGACAUUUCUUUGUGCUAAAGGAUAAACUGAAAUAUGCAGCGUUUCCAGUUUACGCAGUGACUUGCCUGCCGAUAACCUUUUUUGCAGUAGCGCAGUUUCCACUGUACUUUGAUCUUAUAUGGGCUACCUUCACGAAGGUGCCACAACGUAGCUACAAGGUGGUUCUUUAAUGUGUGAGUUCUUUUUCAUUUUUUCUCAUUUAUAAAAUUUGAUGCUUAAGAGUAUUACAAGGAAUAUUACAAAUUU